UUCACAUGAGAGAUCCUAAUAAUCAGCUUCACAUCAUUAAAAAUUUGAAGAUUGCUGUCAACAACAUCAUUACUCACCCACCUCAGCCCAGCGCCAUCCGAAAGCUUCUCCACGACGUUGUGUCUGUCAGCCAGCCUGCUGAAGGACUGGUGGCCAACGUCAUCACAGCUGGGGACUAUGACCUCAACAUCAGUGCUACUACUCCUUGGUUUGAGUCUUACAGAGAGUGCUUUCUUCAGUCCAUGCCUGCAUCAGAUCAUGAAUUCUUAAACCACUAUGUUGCAUGUAUGCUUGUAGUUUCCUCUAGUGAACAAGAUCCUGUGGAGCAGUUCCUGAAGCUGUCUCAGGAACAGCAUCGAAUUCAGCACAGUAGUGAAUACUUGUAUCCCAAGUGGUUUAUACCAAACACACUCAAAUAUUACGUGCUACUGCAUGAUGUCAGCACAGGAGAAGAGCAAAGGGCUGACUCCAUUUAUGAAGAGAUGAAGCAGAGGUAUGGAACUCAGGGCUGUUAUUUGCUGAAAAUAAAUUCUCGGACAUCUAAUAGAGGAACAGAUGAACAGAUACCAGAUCCUUGGAGUCAGUACCUUCAGAAAAACACAAUCCAGAACCAGGAUUGCUAUGAAGAUUGUCCUUACACUGUUGUUUCCAACAAGAAUAUGGAUCACUUGAUAUCAGAUGGCUUAGACAGUGAAAUUAAAGAUGGCUUGUCAAAUAACUUUAAGACUCACCCUCUUCAACUGGAUCAUCCCAGUGGCAGCCUGGAUAGCACUGAUUACACAAAGGCCACAGCAGCAUUGCAGGACUCAAAGAAAUCCAACUCUGGAACACCUCAUGGUGCUUGUCUGACCCUCACAGAUCACGACAGAAUCAGGCAGUUCAUACAGGAGUUCACAUUUAGGGGACUUCUGCCACAUAUAGAGAAGACAAUUCGGCAACUUAAUGACCAGUUAAUAUCCAGGAAAGGUUUGAGUCGAUCACUGUUUUCUGCUACUAAAAAAUGGUUUAGUGGCAGCAAGGUUCCAGAGAAAAGCAUAAAUGAGCUGAAGAAUACUUCUGGUUUGCUGUAUCCACCAGAAGCACCAGAGCUCCAAAUCCGGAAAAUGGCAGACCUGUGCUUUUUGGUGCAACACUAUGAGCUUGCAUACAGCUGUUACCAUACAGCAAAGAAAGACUUCUUAAAUGAUCAGGCAAUGCUUUAUGCAGCAUGAGCACUGGAAAUGGCAGCAGUGUCAGCUUUUCUUCAGCCUGGAGCUCCUAGACCAUAUCCUGCUCAUUAUAUGGAAACAGCAAUUCAGACCUAUCGAGAUAUCUGCAAGAACAUGGUUCUGGCUGAACGUUGUGUGCUGCUGAGUGCAGAAAUCUUAAAAAGUCAAAGCAAGUAUUCAGAGGCUGCUGCUCUUCUCAUUCGUUUAACCAGUGAGGAUUCAGAUCUUCGGAGUGCCCUUCUGCUGGAGCAGGCAGCCCACUGCUUCAUAAACAUGAAGAGUCCCAUGGUUAGAAAGUUUGCAUUUCACAUGAUAUUGGCUGGCCAUAGGUUUAGUAAAGCAGGUCAGAAAAAGCAUGCCUUACGUUGCUACUGUCAAGCCAUGCAGGUUUACAAAGGGAAAGGCUGGUCUCUUGCAGAAGACCACAUCAACUUCACCAUUGGUCGCCAGUCCUUCACGCUCCGCCAGCUGGACAAUGCUGUGUCUGCCUUCAGGCAUAUUCUGAUCAAUGACAGCAAACAACCUCCAGCUCAGCAAGGAGCUUUUUUGAGAGAGUAUCUGUAUGUUUAUAAGAACGUGACCCAGCUCUCACCUGAUGGUCCCUUACCACAGCUUCCUUUGCCCUACAUUAACAGCUCAGCAACCCGUGUUUUCUUUGGGCAUGAUAGAAGACCAGCAGAAGGUGAAAAGCAGGCAGCUACACACGUCAGCCUGGAUCAGGAGUAUGACUCGGAGUCAUCCCAGCAGUGGAAGGAGCUUGAGGAGCAGGUUGUUUCUGUGAUAAAUAAAGGAAUAAUACCUUCAAAUUUUCAACCAACCCAGUUCUGUUUAAAUCGCUACUCUGAUAACUCCAGAUUUCCACUUGCUGUGAUAGAAGAACCAAUAACUGUAGAAGUGUCCUUCAGAAACCCUCUGAAAGUUCCACUUCUUCUGACUGACCUUUCAUUGCUGUGGAAGUUUCAACCUAAAGACUUCAAUGCAAAGCAUGGUGGAGAAACAAAAGAGCUGGGAACGUGUGAUGAUGAUAUGAUAGGAACUGAAGCAAUAGCAGAAUUUUUGAUUAAUAGUGAGGAGACUAAAGUGGCAAGACUAAAGCUCUUUCCCCAUCAAACAGGGGAGCUACAUAUUCUGGGAGUCGUUUAUAAUCUUGGCACUGUUCAAGGUGCUGUGACAUUAGAUGGAAUAGAUCCUUCUGUUGGAUUACAGACAGGCAAGUUUGUCUCCAAUGGGUUAUCUGUGCGAGGACGGCAAGAUUUAGAAAUCCAAGGGCCUCGACUCAAUAACACAAAGGAGGAAAAAACAUCUAUCAAAUAUGGCCCUGAUCGACGUUUGGAUCCCAUUAUCACAGAAGAAAUGCCUUUGUUGGAGCUUUUUUUUGUUUGCUUCCCUACAGGGCUUCUCUGUGGUGAAAUCAGAAAAGCCUAUGUGGAGUUUGUGAACGUGAGCAAGUGUCCUCUCACCUCCCUGAAGGUUGUGUCCAAGCACCCAGAAUUUUUUACCUUUGGUGGAAAUACUGCUGUUCUGACACCACUGAGUCCUUCAGCCUCUGAAAACUGUAGUGCUUACAAGACUGUUGUGACCGAUCCUACCUCUGUGCGUACGGCACUGCUCUCUUCAGCCUCUUCUGUAGACUUUGGGGUUGGCACAGGAGGACAGCCUGAGGUGAUACAAGUCCCACUGCCUGAUGCUGUUCUUCUUCCUGGGGCCUCAGUGCAGCUGCCAAUGUGGUUACGGGGACCAGAUGAAGAAGGUGUUCAUGAAAUUAACUUUUUGUUUUACUAUGAAAGUAUUAAAAGACACUCAAAGAUGUGCCACAGAGUCCUGAGGCACACUGCAGUUAUUUGCACCAGCAGGUCCCUGCAUGUUCGAGCCACUGUCUGCAGGAGUAAUGCACUUGGAGAUGAAGAAGGCAGAGGGGACAACAUGUUGGUGUUUGUGGAUGUAGAAAAUAUCAAUACU
Merops nubicus (carmine bee-eater) is the source of this 3167-nucleotide messenger RNA. RefSeq names its product trafficking protein particle complex 8 (gene TRAPPC8). Gene Ontology annotation, biological process: endoplasmic reticulum to Golgi vesicle-mediated transport; protein localization to phagophore assembly site. The record is from RefSeq and is a predicted model, not a curated record. Gene Ontology annotation, cellular component: phagophore assembly site; cytoplasmic vesicle; TRAPPIII protein complex. Gene Ontology annotation, molecular function: protein binding. The transcript is spliced from 21 exons. Lineage: Eukaryota; Metazoa; Chordata; Aves; Coraciiformes; Meropidae. The annotation marks the transcript as partial.